UCGCCAUGGCAACCAUCGUCCUGUAAAUCAACCAUCCUGCUCGUCUUCACUGAGGAGCGGGAGCUCGUCAUGGCAGAGCUAGGUCUCAACGAACACCACCAGAAUGAAGUGAUUAACUACAUGCGAUUUGCACGCUCUAAGCGUGGCCUGCGUCUCAAGACAGUGGACUCUUGUUUUCAGGACCUUAAGGAUAGCAGGCUUGUGGAAGAGACAUUCACAAUAGAUGAAGUGUCAGAUAUGCUGGAUGGCUUGCAGACUGUGGUACACAGUGAAGUAGAGUCAGAACUUAUUAAUACAGCAUACACAAAUGUGUUACUCCUGCGUCAGAUCUUUUCCCAAGCUGAGAAGUGGUAUCUUAAACUGCAGACUGACAUUUCUGAGCUGGAAAAUAGGAACUUGUUAGAGCAACUUGCAGAGUUUGAAAGGGCAGAAUUUGUAUCUUCAAAUAAGAAGGCCAAUCCUGAGCAGGUUAAACCUAAACUUACUCCACUGCAUGAAGGAGCAUCAGACUUGCUACAGAAG
Molecule: messenger RNA, 522 nt
Organism: Gekko japonicus
Lineage: Eukaryota; Metazoa; Chordata; Lepidosauria; Squamata; Gekkonidae
Product: leucine zipper transcription factor-like protein 1
Exons: 5
Biological process (GO): negative regulation of protein localization to cilium
Cellular component (GO): cytoplasm
Source: RefSeq, a predicted model, not a curated record